AUGGCGGCGCAGGACUCGGGUCGGUUGGUGGUGGAUGAGGCACGGUUGGAGGCCAUUGCCAAGGAACAGGCCGAUGUGUGGACGGAUAUCCUGGCGUUGCAGCAGGAUAUUACCGCGCUGUCCAAUGCUGUUGCUGAUCGCCAGGUCUGUGGCUCUCCCUCUCUCUCUCUCUCUCUCUCUCUCUGUGCUCGGCGUCUUCGAAGCGCGGCACCUAUGGAGCAGCUAAGCUCCAAACUGAACGAAAAUCUCAAGCUCAACGACCUGCCCUAUGACGACGAAGGCGACGACGAUUCCAUCCCCAACCACGAGGACUCGAGUGAUAGCAUGGAUAAGCUCGCCAUGCGCCUCUCCCUCUUCAAAUUUCGCGAUCGCACCACACAAAGCUACCAUGAACGCUCCAUUAUCGAGUUUGCCCACCGCGUUCGCUUCAAUCGCCUCAUUCAGCGCCCACCCCAACAUCCCUCCACCUUCACGCUGCUCGCUUCGAUCCGCUCAUUCACCAAUACCUUGCUUGUGCCACCGGCCUUCAACCCCCCCCAACCCUCCUCCGUGCCCGCACAGCACGCCGGGCGCCGUGGCUACAAAAUAUGCUGGACGACCGCCCUUCGUAACCGCACGACCCCGAUAAACUCGACGGCUGAUGAGGAGGAAGAACCAGACACUGAGCAACAAGAGGACAAAAAGGAACAACCGGAUGAGAAAGCUCCCGUACGUCCCCUGCCCCUGCCCAUAUUGGCUCGCUUUCUCCGUUCUCAUCGUGUCAUCUCAUUCUGUACUUGA
Monosiga brevicollis MX1 is the source of this 780-nucleotide messenger RNA. RefSeq lists its product as uncharacterized. The record is from RefSeq and is a predicted model, not a curated record. Bases 1 to 780 code for a protein of 259 amino acids. NCBI's taxonomy places the organism in Eukaryota, Choanoflagellata, Craspedida, Salpingoecidae. The transcript is spliced from 5 exons.